AUGAGCAGCGCGAUUGGCCGGCCGGGCGCAGAUCCUCUAAAGUCGAACUCUCGCUUUCUGAGUUUCAUUUUUGCAGGCAGGCGGCUGCGGGCGCGGAGCUAAGGCGGCGACGGCCGGCACUGUGACUCGGACACGCACGGCAGCACAAUGGCACAGUGGUAUCAGCUGCAGCAGCUGGAGUCCAAGUUCCUGGAGCAAGUGGACCAGCUCUACGAUGACAGCUUCCCGAUGGAGAUCCGUCAGUAUCUGAGCCAGUGGAUCGAAAGCCACGACUGGGAGAUGGCAGCGGUCAAUGACUCUCUGGCCACCCUGCGAUUUCACGACCUGCUGUCCCAGCUCGAUGACCAGUACAGCCGCUUUGCCCUGGAGAACAACUUCUUGAUGCAGCACAACAUCAGGAAGAUCAAGCGCAACCUGCAGGUGCACUUCCAGGAGGACCCCGUCCAGAUGGCUAUGAUCAUCAGCAACUGCUUACGAGAAGAGGCCAAGAUCCUAGCGACUGCCAAGAAGGCUGAAAUGGAGAACAUCGGGAACACGCAGAACACGGCCAUGGUGGAGAAGCACAAGGAGUUGGACAUGAAGGUUCGGGACAUCAAGAACAGGGUGCAGGAGACGGAGCAGAAAAUCAAGUCGCUGGAGGACUUGCAGGACGAGCACGACUUCAAGUACAAGACCCUGCAGAGUCGAGAGCACGAGGCGAACUGUGCCAACCAGCUGGAAAUCCGCCGAGAAGAGCUGAUGAUCAGGAACAUGUUCAUCGAGCUGAACAUGAAGAGGGAGGAGGUGGUCUGUAAAAUCGCCGAGACGUUGAACCUGACGGAGCAGAUCCAGUGCGCCCUGAUUACCGAUGAGCUGGUGGAGUGGAAGCGGCGGCAGCAGAUCGCCUGCAUCGGGGGUCCGCCCAACACGUGCCUGGACCAGCUGCAGACCUGGUUCACCAUCUUGGCCGAGAGCUUGCAGCAGAUCCGGCAGCAGCUGAAGAAGCUGGAGGAGUUGGAGCAGAAGUACACGUACGAGAACGACCCCAUCACCCAGAAGAAGAACUUCCUGGAGGACCGCGUGCACUUCCUCUUCCGCAGCCUGAUUCAGAGCUCCUUUGUAGUGGAGAGACAGCCCUGCAUGCCAACUCACCCCCAGAGGCCGCUGGUCCUGAAGACGGGAGUGCAGUUCACGGUGAAGCUCAGGCUGUUAGUGAAGCUUCAGGAGUUGAACUACCAGCUGCGUGUCAAGGCUUCAUUUGACAAGGACGUCAAUGAAAAGAACACUGUGAAAGGGUUCCGCAAGUUUAAUAUUUUGGGGACAAGCACCAAGGUUAUGAACAUGGAGGAGUCGACCAACGGCAGCCUGGCAGCCGAAUUCAGGCACCUGCAACUGAAGGAACAGAAGAACACAGGCAGCAGGACCAAUGAGGGUCCCCUCAUCGUCACAGAGGAGCUUCACUCCAUCAGUUUCGAGACACAGCUGUGCCAGCCAGGGCUGGUCAUUGAUCUUGAGACGUCAUCAUUGCCCCUGGUGGUCAUCUCCAACGUCAGUCAGCUGCCCAGCGGCUGGGCAUCGAUUCUGUGGUACAACAUGCUGACCAGCGAGCCCAAGAAUCUGUCGUUCUUCCUGAACCCACCGGCUGCCCGCUGGAGUCAGCUGUCCGAGGUGCUGAGCUGGCAGUUCUCAUCGGUCACCAAGCGCGGACUGAACACUGAGCAGCUGUCCAUGCUGGGCGAGAAGCUGCUUGGUCCCAACGCCAGUAACCCCGAGGGUCUCAUUCCCUGGACUAAGUUCUGCAAGAACAUCAACGAGAAGGCCUUCCCCUUCUGGCUGUGGAUUGAGGGGAUCCUGGAGCUCAUCAAGAGGCACCUGUUGGCCCUGUGGAAUGAUGGGUGCAUCAUGGGCUUUGUGAGCAAAGAGCGGGAGCGGGCACUGCUGAAGGACAAGAAGCCGGGCACCUUCCUCCUGCGCUUCAGCGAGAGCAGUCGGGACGGCGCCAUCACCUUCACCUGGGUGGAGCGCUCGCAGAGCGACGAGCCCCAGUUCCACGCCGUGGAGCCCUACACCAAGCGGGAGCUCUCCGCCGUCACGUUCCCCGACAUCAUCCGCAACUACAAAGUCAUGGCCGCCGAGAACAUUCCGGAAAACCCCCUGCGCUUCCUGUACCCGUGCAUCCCCAAGGACAACGCCUUCGGGAAGUACUACUCGCGGCCAGCGGAGCCCUCGGAGCCCAUGGACGUGGACAACCCCAAGGGGGGCGGCUACAUGAAGACGGAGCUCAUCUCGGUGUCGGAGGUACACCCGUCCCGACUCCAGAGUCCCGACAACCUGCUGCCCAUGUCGCCCGAGGACUACGGCGAGUUGGAGAAGUUCAUCAACCCAGCAGAGAUCAACACUGUGAUGUGCGGCGCCUACACCGGCUGAGCCAGGUGAAGUGGGUGCUCUCGAAUGCCACACUCCUUGCGUGAUGUCCUCCAGUACCACGGGACUGAGCCUCGUCUGCCUCACGAUGCCAGGAUUGGGCACACACGCCUCUUUGGGACAGUAGUGUUUUUUUAUGUGCUAGAGUGUGCUUGAUGACAGCGGGUACCAAGUGGCACAUGGCUCACCAGCGAGACGCGUCACUGUGCCUUGAAGCAGUGCUUUUAUUCAACAUGUAUCAUCAAAAUAAAUAUUCUGAUUGCCUGC
Molecule: messenger RNA, 2670 nt
Organism: Polypterus senegalus (gray bichir)
Lineage: Eukaryota; Metazoa; Chordata; Cladistia; Polypteriformes; Polypteridae
Product: signal transducer and activator of transcription 1-alpha/beta-like
Exons: 24
Coding region: 148-2406 (752 amino acids)
Biological process (GO): regulation of cell population proliferation; cell surface receptor signaling pathway via JAK-STAT; response to peptide hormone
Molecular function (GO): DNA-binding transcription factor activity, RNA polymerase II-specific; RNA polymerase II cis-regulatory region sequence-specific DNA binding
Source: RefSeq, a predicted model, not a curated record